Molecule: messenger RNA, 1293 nt
Organism: Mesorhabditis spiculigera
Lineage: Eukaryota; Metazoa; Nematoda; Chromadorea; Rhabditida; Rhabditidae
Source: the annotation of a GenBank genome assembly
AUGGAAGAGCCGCUACUUGGUAAAGUCCAUUUACCUCCUUACUGCCCUCCAUUAACAAAUGGUAACCUCAAAGCCCAUAUUCUUACUAUAAACGUCGGCGGGCGAAGGGCCAAGCUGGAUGCGGAAUUGCUUUGCUCCCGGGUUGAUGGAGGUCGUUUGGGUGGAUUUGCGCGGAAAACCCAUGUCGAAAGGUUAACAGAAUGUGAUGCGUUUUUUGAAGGCGGAGAUGAGUACUACUUUGAACGCUCGCCGGCUAUUUUUGAGUACAUUGUCGAUUUUUACAUCACAGGAAAACUCCACCGACCUAUGGAUGUUUGCCCAUUUCGAUUGAGAUACGAGCUGGACUACUGGCGGAUUCCUGUACAUCUACUGGCGUCCUGCUGUGUGAUAGAAGACGCGUCGGGGAGAACUAGAGGUACCACCCCAGCCGCUACCACAACUGCGAUCGCUCACGAACAAUGCUCGGCGAUGCUGUUCGAGAAGGUUGUAUGGGGGAAGCAACGAUAUGCACUUUACAGGUUCCUCGAAAAUCCGCGAAGCUCCAUGGCAGCCAAAGUCUUCUCAAUUUCAUCAGCCCUUUUUGUACUACUCUCUCUUGCAGGCCUGAUCAUGAGCUCCAUCCCCGAACUUCAAGAUGACCAAAAAGAACCCAUCCGAGGGUUGAUUAUCCUAGAAUAUUGCUGCAUGAUUUGGUUCACCCUGGAAUAUUUGGCGCGAUUUUUGGUGAACCCGAAGAAGUGGGAAUUCGUCAGCUCUACCCUAAACAUAAUCGAUUUAUUCACAAUUUUACCGUUUAUAAUUGAAGAAUUUCUGCCAUUAAAAUGGAUGAAGGAGAUUCGAGGUGCUAUGUUGGUGAUUCGGGUGAUGCGAUUAGCCCGGGUGGCACGUAUUUUUAAAUUGGCUCGCUACAGUACAGGAUUACGCGCUUUCGGGCAAACGAUGAAGAAGAGCGCGGCUGAGUUGUCGAUGCUUGGAAUGUUCCUCGUUACAGGAAUUAUGCUGUUUUCGACGGCCAUCUACUUUUUCGAGCGGGACGAGCCGAACUCGAAAUUUUAUAGUAUUCCGGCGGCGUGUUGGUGGUGCGUCAUCACGAUGACUACGGUUGGGUAUGGAGACUUGGUGCCGGUGACGACAGGUGGUAAAGUGGUGGCCGCGGUGGCGUCGGUGUGCGGUAUCAUCGUGCUGGCGUUCCCGAUUUCGAUGAUCAUCGACAAGUUCGCCGAGUCGACGGGGCAUUGGGGCACCGAUGAUGAGGAGCCGCCGCUCUCUAGUAGGCGGAAUAAGAGCAAGAGG